GGCGCGAGAGGCGGCGCUGUCAUCCCUCACUCUUUUUCCUACACAGUCACUCCUUAGGGUCUUCUUUUUUUUUCAUUCAUCUUCAGCAUCUUCCUGCUCUUUGCACUCACUACCUUUAACCCUGGUUCUGGGGCCUCCGCUACGAUCAAGGAGGCCCAAAGCGAAUAGAACCUAUCUUCUCGGAAUACACCACUGGGAAAGAAAACGAACAUCAUCUACUAAAUCGUGACUUUAUCGAUCCCAGUCUUUUAGACCUCAGGAGAUAUCCUGUUCCUUCUCCAUUUGAAUCAAGGGUUACUGUCGAUGCUCAGGAAGCAUACAGUCCAUAUGAUGAGAAUGAAUACCCUUUCGCUGAAUAUGACAACCAUGGAAAUUUCGAUCCUCUGCCUCACACUCCUUAUACCGCUUUACUAGAUCUACCUGCGCUAGACGCAGAGUUUCAGCAAGCUCUCGAAUAUGUCGAAAGACCUGGCGAAGGCCAGGUCCAAUCCAGUCUUUACCUAGAUCAGCCAGUCUCCAAUCCUCAUGUGGAGCAAUUCCAACAUCAUCAUUCUACUGCUCAGAUUUUACCUGAACAGCCACAACCACGACCAAUUGUUCAAUACCACACUUGCCCAGAAUGUCAAAAACAGUUCAAAUUACCAUAUCAGCUGAAUGUUCAUAGAAACGUCCAUAGUCCCAAUCACGAAUGCCCGGUAUUUUCAUGCGAAUCACCUAGAUUCCGGUAUAAGAAAGAUCGAGACCGUCACUUUAGAAGUGUACAUCCCGAGCUCAUCCCGAAUGCGGAAAGAUAUUUUUGUGAUAUGGAAAUCUGCAAGCAGUCAAGAGCCAAAGGAGGGGGGUUCAAGAGGAAGGAUAACUGUGAGAGACACAAGAGGAAAUGUAAACAUCGGCGUCGACAGAUGUGACAAGAAAGGUUGCUGCGUACAUAGUCAACGGAAGUACUUAAGGCUGUGAUAGGAGUAGAAAUAUGAUGCGUUGAUGUCAAUUGCCAGCGUAUUGCCAGCUGAUUAUUGUGAUUGAAGAAUUAUGAUAGAAUCCCUAGAACCCCUAAUCCGUAGCCGCCCUGAUUCUAUAACCAAAUCACAAGAUGGCAUGUA
Messenger RNA from Botrytis cinerea B05.10, 1100 nucleotides. RefSeq lists its product as hypothetical. The record is from RefSeq and is a predicted model, not a curated record. The transcript has 2 exons. Bases 655 to 957 code for a protein of 100 amino acids. NCBI's taxonomy places the organism in Eukaryota, Fungi, Ascomycota, Leotiomycetes, Helotiales, Sclerotiniaceae.